Molecule: messenger RNA, 672 nt
Organism: Acaulospora morrowiae
Lineage: Eukaryota; Fungi; Glomeromycota; Glomeromycetes; Diversisporales; Acaulosporaceae
Source: the annotation of a GenBank genome assembly
AUGUCAUCACGAAGUAGAGACCGCCGCAACGAUCCUCCCAAUGUUCGGCUAUCAAAAGUGUUAUCUUACAUUCUCCGUCACAGCGCUCAAAGAGAUGGCCUUGAAAUUCGUGAAGAUGGAUAUGUCAAACUUGAAGAGUUGAUGAGGCAUCCAAAACUCACAGGAAAGACUUUUGGAGAUAUUCGUUCUAUUGUCGAUAACAAUGACAAGCAACGCUUUACUUUAAUCCAAGAAACACAGGAAGAUGGCAUGCCUGUAUGGCUGAUACGAGCAAACCAAGGACACUCUAUGGAGGUGAAAGAGUUGGAACUUGAAAAAAUCACGGAUCCAGCACAAAUUCCAGAGGUGAUACAUGGAACCUAUUUACGCCAUUGGAAGAAUAUAAGUAAAUUGUUUAUCGGAUGUGUUGAGUCUCAAGGGCUUUCCAAGAUGAAUCGCAAUCAUAUUCAUUGUGCAACCGGACGAUUCGGGCAUUCGGGCGUCAAAAGUGGCAUGAGAAAAAGUUGCGAUCUGUUCAUCUAUAUCAAUGUUGCAAGAGCAAUGGAAGAUGGUAUCGAAUUCUAUCGAUCUGCCAAUGGAGUGAUAUUAACCUCGGGUGUUGAUGGAUUCUUGAAUCCAAAAUACUUUUUAAAGGUCGUUGAUAUGAAUGAGAAUGAUCUAAUCUCUCAGGAU